CAGCCUCCUACUCAUUAUUACUUAAUACUUCCACAACUUGUAGGGUGUAAACAAAACAUAGCUCCGGGGUUCUCCUCAGAGUCCCCACCCGGCUCUCCUCUCGUACACCCGAAUUUCCCCUAAUGAGACCCCGCAGCCUGUCCCUGUACCCGGUUUGUGUCCCUGGGCGGCGGGGCUGCGGCUCUGCUGCUUCUGUGUGCAGAGUCUGGACGGGUGCUGCUGCGGCAGAGUGCAAGUAACGGAGGUAUGCGGGACAGUAACAGUGGCGGCGGGAGCGCCAUGUACUGCGUGAUCUGAGACCCGCAGCCGGACACCCCCAACACAUCAGCCGCCGCCUCGGAGAGAUACCUGUGCUUGGAAUAGAAAUUGGGCUGGUUGAAACCAACCACCGCAAUGAAGUGUACCAGUCUGUCAGAGAUCCAACGCCUGGAGAUAUUGUUGAACACUGCGCUUCUUACAGAGAGCUCCAAAUGGAGGGUUCCAUGUUUUCUGGACUCCACUAUAAAGGGCACAGAUAUCUCUACGAUGCAGUAUGAGCAAACUGUUCUGUGGAUGGAAGAAUUGAAGUCACGCUUCCAAUUUUAUCCUGAAACUUUUGGCUUGGCUGUCAGCAUUCUUAACCGCAUUUUGGCAUCAGUAAAGGUUCAAGUGAAGUAUCUCCAAUGUAUCACUGUCACAUGUUUAUACCUUGCUGCCAAAACCAAUGAAGAGGAUGAGAUCAUACCAUCAGUGAAGACGCUGGCAGUGCAGAGUGGGUGCAUGUACUCAUCUGCAGAGAUCUUAAGGAUGGAAAGAAUCAUUCUGAAUAAGCUGCAGUGGGAUCUGUACAUGGCCACACCAGUGGACUUCCUGAACACUGUUGACCCAGCCAAGUUCUUCAGUUGUAAAGAAUUGGUUGACCGGUGCCUUGAAACUCCGUCCAAUCCAGUCUACAUUUUGAUGUCUGCCAGAAAAGACGUUCAGGACUAUCACCACAAGGAACAAGUCUCUUGCUGUGUUCCAUCAGCGGGCUAUACUACACCAGCACACUGUGUAACAGUGACCACAAACCAGCCUAUCCCAGAUGCCUUCUUCCCUCAUAUAAAGCACACUCCUAGAAAUGUCAUGGAGACGGAUGAUUUUUUUGAUGGGUUUAGACAUCUGUAUAAUGAAGACUGCAUUCAGGACAGAAGCGGGAUACAGGAGGUUCUCAUAGGUAAUAAGUCGCACAUGGUGGAAGUAAGCAGCAAUCCAUGCCCCCCACCCUUGCAGUCACCAUGUCCAGACUAAUAUGUGAGCUGCAGGAUCACUGCCAAAAGCCACUGAAGAGUGACAGAGUGGUGCCAACAGCAAUAGUGUUUUAUUUUAUUUUUUCCCAGUUAUAAAAUGAAUUGGAGUAUUACUGACUUUUUAGCUCUUCAGCUGCCAGAUAUUGACCUUCUGUUUCUAUUGCAGAGGAUGUGUUAAGCACCAUUAAUGUUACUUAUUAUUCAUUUACAUUUAUUUUAGUCUUGCACACAGUCCACACAGUUUUUACAAAUGGUGGUGUGUUCAUGACCUACGCCUUCUAUGUGUUAGAACAAAUGACGGCCCUGCGUCUUUUGCUGUUGUGCUCAUCAUGCAGCAGUUGGGGACCGUGAAGCUAAUUUAGUUGUGGUUGGAGCCGCUAUCGCUGCUGCUUACAUGGAAGCUCUGAUAUGGUGAUGCAGCUCUACUAUAUCAAUGCAGCAGGAGGUGUCGCGUCUCCUGCUUGCAUUACUGAUCCAAUCUGAUCAUCUCCAACACCAUCAGCCGGCUGCUACCUAGAGGCCAGAAAAUCUCUAAGUUCCUGGCCUUUUCCCUCCCCUGCAAGGGCAGCGACAUGCCUCCUUUUGGAGAAAGAGGCAAUCGUCGCUUCUAAACAGCAUCAGACUGUCAAUCACUGAUGCUGAUCUGUAUCCCUUGUCACCAAAAAUCGGUACUUUGUUACAUGUAACGCUACACCAACCACAUCUGUGCGUGAUAACCUCAGAGUGUGCUUCUGGAAAUUAAGUUGUUCAAGUUUUUAUUUCCAAAUCUGGCAAAGGUUUCGUGUACAGGUCAUGGGCUAAAUGGACAACGGUCUCUUUUAGUUUGUGGUUCUGUAAAAUCACAUUUUUGUAUUCAGGAAAAAAUGUUACAUGCAUACAAAUGAAGGUCACAAAUACACAAUUGGGAACAAACUGAGGGCUUGAUUCAGAUGUGUAUGCAAACUCUCUGAUUUACGUACAAAUCUGAUGGUGUGGGCUGCGACCAAUUGUCCAGAUGGGGAUCCGAUGCUGCGUCUUUGGGCUCAGCAUUCGGAUGGCAGAUGCAUGGUGGAGGCAUCUUAUUUCCUACAGGUACCUCCUGUUGCAUUUGCAUUUUAGUUGUAGGGUAUUCCACAGCUGCUUCCCUACGGCGGUGCAAUACCAUACACAGAAUCUGUCCCUAAGUCAGGAGUUUAAACCUCAGAUGGUCUAAAUUGCGGUUUACUGCAAUCUAAAACUGUUUUUAACUCUUUGCCCCACGUUUACUGCUAUCCGCCCUGGUAAUCCUUCCACUGUAGCAAAACAACCAUGUAGCAUGGCUUUAAUGCUAGAAAAUGACGCUCAGGGACGUAAUGAGUAUUGUUAUUAGAAUGAAUAUAUGUAAUAAAGUAUCCCCCUACAUGUGCAUGCAAUAUUACACUGUGCCAAACCAUAACACCUCCCCCUUCCCGUUCCUGCCCAAAAAUCUAGUGCUGGUUCUGGAAACAUCUCGUUGGGGAAAAUUAUACUUUUAAACCUUGAAACCAAAAAACUAAUAGUAUGCACAUUUAAAAAUCUAAAUAUUUCCUGUUACUGUAAGUUAGAUUUGUUGCGGCAAAUGAGCCCAGGUUAAACAUACUGUGUUGUUGUGUUUUUUUUUUUUUUAUGAUAACAUUUUGUUGAUUUAUUUAAUGGUGUCUUUUAUAUUACAGCUAUUUUACUUUGAGUAUGUUUAACAAUAUGUUGUGAAAUUUGUCUGAAUAUGAAAGGAAUAUUGCAGAAGGAAAGCUCCCUGCCUAAUCUUUAAAGUGGUCUUUUCUUUUUGUAGUUUUUCUUUUAAGUUCGUAACCUAAUGAGACCAAGGGGUAAAAGUCCGGUCCAACAAGACAGGAGUCACCUGUCACAAGCUGUGAAAGUUGUCGGCGAAUGUACAGUACAUAUUCUUGGUUUAAUAUACUUUUUUAUAAAACGUUUAGGGUAACACAAAUGAAACCUAAGUAAGGCAAGUUAUCAACUUUUCAGUCAAACAGUUGUAGAUAAGUAUUUAUUUUAUGUGUGUUUUGUUUUUCGCUGUGGCUGCACUUUUUUUUCACGUUAUUUUCUCAAACUGAGAUGUUCAAUGUCUUCUGUAAGGCAAAUACUGAUGUUCUGUGUUUAUUUUAAAGUAAAUGCUAAUUGCAUUGUCUUCUUUUUUUUUUUUGCCAUUAAAAAAAUGUUGCCUAACAUACUAAA
Molecule: messenger RNA, 3458 nt
Organism: Pseudophryne corroboree (corroboree frog)
Lineage: Eukaryota; Metazoa; Chordata; Amphibia; Anura; Myobatrachidae
Gene: CCNI2
Product: cyclin I family member 2
Exons: 6
Coding region: 394-1269 (291 amino acids)
Biological process (GO): regulation of cyclin-dependent protein serine/threonine kinase activity; mitotic cell cycle phase transition
Cellular component (GO): nucleus; cytoplasm; cyclin-dependent protein kinase holoenzyme complex
Molecular function (GO): cyclin-dependent protein serine/threonine kinase regulator activity
Source: RefSeq, a predicted model, not a curated record